Messenger RNA from Girardinichthys multiradiatus, 1207 nucleotides. It is a transcript of the gene lsm12b, whose product is annotated as LSM12 homolog b. Gene Ontology annotation, molecular function: RNA binding. NCBI's taxonomy places the organism in Eukaryota, Metazoa, Chordata, Actinopteri, Cyprinodontiformes, Goodeidae. The record is from RefSeq and is a predicted model, not a curated record. The transcript is spliced from 6 exons. The coding region runs from base 33 to 551 and encodes 172 amino acids.
AAAGCAAGCGCUCCGGUUUCCUGGCGGAGAAGAUGGCGGCUCCUGGACCGGGGGAGUAUUUCAGCGUCGGGAGCCAUGUCUCUUGCCUCACCUGUUUGGGCCAACAACUGCAGGGAGAAGUGGUCGCGUUUGACUACCAGUCCAAGAUGUUAACUUUGAAAUGUGCUUCCUCCAGCGGUAAGCCAAACCUCAACGACGUCAUCCUGAUCAACUUAGCCUAUGUAUCUGAUGUGGACAUAAUCCAUGACCGUACUGAGACUCCACCUCCUCUAGCAUCACUGAAUGUUAGCAAGCUUGCCAAUCGAGCACGGACAGAAAAGGAAGACAAGCUGUCCCAAGCCUAUGCAAUCAGUGCUGGGGUUUCUGUGGAGGGCCAGCAGCUAUUCCAGACUAUUCACAAAACCAUCAAAGACUGUAAAUGGCAGGAGAAGAACAUUAUUGUGAUGGACGACGUUGUAAUCUCACCGCCUUAUCAGGUUGAGAACUGCAGAGGCAAAGAGGGAAGCGCUUUAAGUCACGUACGCAAAAUAGGAGAUAGGUCCCACUUUUAGCUUCCUUUUACAAACUACAGCUGCAGUUGGUGGAGAUGUGCACUAAGGUUGAGAAACAUUUUAGAGACGUGGAAAGUCAGAAGUCCAUGCAACGUUCACAAGCACAGCAAACACAGAAGGACUCCACUUUAUCUUCUUGAGUUGGCAGUGCGGACCGGCCGGGGGAAGGUGAAACGGGUGGUUCUGUUCCCACUGCCAGACAAAGUCGGCAUUCCUUGUCCUCAGUCCGAGACCACAAGGAGGAGCGCUGAGGGCCUUGAAUCCUGAAGAUCAAAAUACCAUUAAAUGAAAAAGACAAAAAAAGAGAGAAGAAAGAUUAAAUCUUAAAUUAGACUUUAUAAAGAAUAAUUUAAACAUGAUCCAUAAAGCAAACCAUAGUUUCCUUAACUAACUUGUCUCAUCCUGCCUCCUCCCCCCCCCAUUCCUGUCCCUGAAACCUUUUUCUUUUUCCGCUCUCCUUCUUUUGCCUUCAGUUUCAUUUCAAAAAGAGAAAACUAGAGCAGUCAGAAAGGCUUGUUAGCUUUAUUUUCUGUCAUUGUUUCCUUAUUUUCUGUAUCCAUGUUCUACUGUCUGUAUUUUCUGUAUUUUAAAACAAAAUGUGACUUGAAACGCCACACUUUAAAGGACAUUUUCUAAAAUAAAAGUAACAAAAAUUC